This is a messenger RNA of Stegastes partitus (bicolor damselfish), 5200 nucleotides long. RefSeq names its product nuclear protein, ataxia-telangiectasia locus (gene npat). The record is from RefSeq and is a predicted model, not a curated record. The transcript has 17 exons. NCBI's taxonomy places the organism in Eukaryota, Metazoa, Chordata, Actinopteri, Pomacentridae. Bases 144 to 4232 code for a protein of 1362 amino acids. Gene Ontology annotation, molecular function: transcription coregulator activity; protein binding. Gene Ontology annotation, cellular component: nucleus.
GUAUAUUUGGACGUCGCCUUCAGAGUAAUACCUCUGACGUCUUUUUUAAAUUUGACGCUCUGUAACGGAUUUACCAGAGACUUUUCCAGAGCAUGUAGCUAACUGUUCACGAAAUCGGCUAUUUGAUUAACUAUCGAGCAGCCAUGUUGCUCCCGUCCGACGUCGCUCGGCUUGUUUUAGGUUACCUCCAAGAAGAGGGACUGUCGACUACAAGCCAAGCUUUUAUUCACGAGAGCCCCAAUCUGAAAGAGUAUGCCGAGCACACUAUAGGAGAUGGGACUAUUCCUGCUUGUGUCUUUUCUGUCUUUGGAAAAGGCCUUACAACCAUUUUAAAUGAGUAUAUGGCUGCUGUAACAAAGGAAUCUUCUCGUGAGGUUCCUGCCAUGAUGACCUCGUUGUGGAAAAAAUUGGAUUUUACACUCAACCAAAUUAAGUCAUUGCAGAAUUCCCCAGCUAUAUCAGCAAAUCAACGAUUACGUUCACGCGUUGGAGUGGCAAAUAUGGCUCGACAGCGGACGCUGACCGUGACCUCUGCUGAUGGUGUCAUCUGCUCGUCAGUUUCUGAAACAAGCGCCAUCGUCAGCCCUGCUCACACCUCACACAGCAUGCUUGGCCACUCCACUCCAGGGUGUUACACUGCCCCGCACAACAGACCAGCUUCUGGCAGUGGCACACCGCAGCAAAUUCACGAUGGCAGCCGAUUAGUAAAUACACCCCGGGAUUCACCAGUACAGAUUAUCGUUUCAGAGAAUCGGUUAAAUCCAGGACCAAUGUCUCCUGGUCGACGGAAAUGGGACAACCCCAGGAAGAGAAGUGGCGCUCUGAGCGCGUCCAGUGGUUCCGGCAGAACUGCCAUGACUGUUACUAACAUCAAUUCAGAACCCCAACCUGAAGAGGUUGUCGAUGAGAACUUUCCACAACUAGUAAUACAAAAUGCUCGUGACAAGAUAUUGGGGGACAGAUCAUUACAAGAAAAGCUUGCUGAAAACAUAAACAAAAUCCUUGCCAAUGAGCCAGUGCCUCAAACAUCAAAGGCCUCCUCAAGUACAGUGGAGGCAGACCAGUCCAUAGAUGAAAUUCUCGGAUUACAGGGGGAAAUCCAUAUGAGUGAUGAUGCCAUCCAUGACAUUUUGGAGCAAACAGAGUCUGACCCAGCUUUUCAGGCCCUGUUUGACCUCUUCGAUUACCACAAAAACAAAUUUACUGAUGGAGAAACAGAGGAUGGAGAUUUUAGCAGUAGUCCAGAAGAGAAUGACACUGCUGGACCAUCAUCUGCAGUCAGACCCCUCCAGGGUGAUGAUCCAGAUGCUGGAAAUAGAGAUGCAAAUGCUUUGGAUACAGCACCAGUGACACUGAAGAUGAGAGCUGGACAAGAGCGUAAAACAAGAAAGUCUACUGCUCCCACUUUGUUAAAGAAAACCAUUAUUGGCCCCAGUGGCAGAGCAUCUAGAAUUGAAAACAGUUCAGCCAGAUUGUUGGUGAGUCGGGUGGAUCCCCAAAGUGUCUCAUCUACUGCAGUGAACUCGAGCAGAAAAGAAAAAGCCGCACUCUCCAGUAACAGUGCUGAUGUAACACCAAUGGAUAUUGAUGCACCACUGAGUACACCUCCCCUUCCUCUAGACAGUUUGGCCAGUCAGGAGCCUGCAACAACAGACAGUACCUCCAUCACACCUGCCCUCAGUGAAUUACCCACAGUUCUCUCAUCAAGAGACUCUGUUGCAUUUGCUGUGCCUGAAGAUACACUGGCCUCAAAUAUGGACAAAAAACAAGAGCAUAAACGAACACAAGGAUCUAAAGAGAAACCUGCUGCAGCCCCUUCUACAGCUGUGCCUGUGUUUUUGUCUCCUGUACAAAAUCAGUUGAACAACACUACUAACCUACCUCAUACAUCAGUUUCAAACAGUGAAGGAGAAACUCUGCUGGUGUCAACUGUCUCAGUAGCACCGGAAUCUGACUCUGCAACAUCUGCUGCUGCAGUUACUGCAGUUACAACUGCGUCGCUAUCAUCAUCGGCUUCUACCUCAGCAACGUUUACAACUACAUCUGCCUCACCUGCAUCCUCCUCCUGUACACCCGAUCCUUCCACCACCUACCCCAGCACCCCAACCAAGGCUGCAGCAGACUCCAGCAAUAUAAUGUCUUUGAAGAUCAUCAUAAGUGAUAACCAAGAGGAGGAUUCAUCCAGUGAAGCAGCCUUGAAUCAGGCAAUUGCCAGCAUUUCCAGGCCCAAGAUACCUACCAUCUACCUUUCUUCUCCAGCUAAGUCCCCUGCAGUCCUUGGCACUCCAAAGGCCAACUUGGAUGAGGCAGCGCUAGCAGUUAGUGGCUUACAAAGAUCUGAGGCACAUGCUAGUCCUCUAAGCAGUAAGGCUGGAGCAGUAGUUUCAUCUCCGUUAGCUGGGGCAUCACAGGCUCAGCAGAGCUAUAUAAUUCAGCUACCCCUGGACACCACUAACCCUGCUGUUCCAGGAGCCACUACAAACUAUUUCCUUGUGACUGAACCCCAAACUACCGAUGUUCAAACCAGACAGAUGCUACUGCCUGUUGGUGUCUCAAAGGGACAGUCUUUGCCUACCAACCAAUAUGGAGUGACCACACCAACUCUCUCCUCAGGCUUCUCCACCGGAUCAGCACUCAUCUUACCAUCACCUGUCAAGCCCAUGAUGCUCCCCAUUUCUGUUGUGGGGCAGAAUACUCUGGGGAAGGUCCAGAUGGUGUCCAAUCAGCUUAUUGCAACCCCAAACCGUGGACCAGUAAAUACGACAGAAACUAGUAAGGCCAACUCUCCAUCAGUGGCAACCAAACAGUCAGCGACUGCUGGAACUGAGAAAAAUCUGGUUGGUAUUGUGGUUCAGCCUGUGGUGGCUGAUAACACAGGCCAACAGGAUGCAGCAAAGGGUCCCAGUCAUAGAAGAAUUUUAUGUUUUGACUCUUCUCAAGAGGUUCAGCCACAAACUGCUAAAACAACACCCACAUUUGUAGCUCCAAAUGCAUCUACAUCACAAUCUGUCCAGCAGGCUGUAAAAGAUAAAACACUGCCAGUCACUCGGACAAAACCUACCAUCUUGGGUGGCAACAAACCCAAGAGGAGGAUAGAGCCUAUCAGAUGCACAGCAGAACCCAAGACUGGACUUAGUUUAGUGAAGGAGUCUAAUCCUUUACAACAGCAAGAGAAAGAUUCUGUUAAAAAGAACUCUCGCAAGCAGGAGCAUGCGAUCCAUAGCAAGAAGACCCGAAGUGCAAGCACCAACCGUGUUGAUGUUUCGCAGCCUGAGGCAGAAUCAAGAAGAAGGUCAAAAUCUAUUGACAGGAAACACAAUUGUGAUACACGUAAUGAUGAACCAAAAGCGAAGGAUUCUCAUACCUCUAGGUCAUCGUCUUCUGAUUCUGCACAGAAAUCAGGAAUUAGAAAGGACAAAGAGGAGAGCGGCAGGAAAGAACCUGCAGAGAAGGUUCCUUUGAAAUCACGUGAAGGACGUACAGAGAAGAGGACUCCCUCUCAGGAGAUACCAAAUGUCACAGCUAACAAGGAGAAUGAAAUAAAGGGUAGCACAAAAGAACAGUCAACGCCUUUAUCCGCAACAUCAAGAGACUUCAGCCCUCCAGCUGUCCCUCAGGUGGCAUCUAAUAUCCAGUCCAAGGCUGCAAAAGCACCAUCAAAGACCAUCUCUCUGGCCAAGCAAGCGGCUGAGAUGCUGCAGGACAUGCAAGGGCACAACUCUCCUUCCACCCCAGUUAAAAAAGUUGGACCGGGCAGUACUGACGUUAGUCUUCCUGGGACUGGCCAUAACCAGGAGCCUCCUGCUGAUUGUCCCAGGACACCAUCCCGACAGAAGAAGGGUAAAGAUGGGGAGGGGACUCCCAAGCAUUUAUUGCUUCCCAACACCCCAGAUGUACCCAGCUGCAGCCCUGCCAGUGAAACUGGCAGUGAAAACAGCAUUAACAUGGCUGCUCACACCCUCAUGAUUCUGUCACGUGCUGCCAUCGCCAGGACAGGAACUCCACUAAAAGACAGUUUACGUCAGGAGGGAGUUGAAGAAAAGUCCCCCACAAGCUCAAAGAACUCAAAGAAACGCAAACAGUCUUCUCCCACAGCCAGCCCCCCUGCAAAGAAGGAAUCAAAAAGAUCUCCCAGCAAAAAGAAGGACCGGGAAAGGAAGAAACUUAUAGAUUGUUUUCCUCAUGACUUGGACGUGGACAAGUUCCUGUCUUCGCUUCACUAUGAUGAAUAAAACUGGGCACACCAACAGGAAAGGACUAUCGAAUCACUAGCUUCUUAGGUUACUAUACAGGAAUAGAACAAGCCAUCUGCUAAACCAGUGCCUGUGGUUUCUUUUAGUAACCUUGCCUGAGACCUUAUAAGCCGCAGUGUCUCCUGCAGCCAGUGUAGAACUUUAAUUUCACUUAGUAUUUUCAAUUGAAGGUGAUCUGGAGUAAGAUACUGUAAAAUACAGCCACAGAAAUAAGGCAACCAUGGCACUUUUAAUUUAAUUUUCUUUUGUUCACUCAUCACUCUCACUUCUGUUUCAUCAUCACUGUUUUGUUCUACGGCAAACUAUUUUGUUUUUGGGCACUUUCGCAUGAUGGGUGCAUUUUUUGACUCAAAGCUUUUCCUUGGUCAAUAUUUGACUCUCUUUUGUUGCUCCAAAUAACACUGACUUAUAUACGUACUGACAAAAGUACAAGCACAUGCAACUACACUGACAUUUUGACAUGUCAUUACCAGCAGUUUUAAUUACUCCGAAUGAAGAUCUCUUGUUGUUUUUAUCUUUUUGCGUUAAUCAAAAUUGGGGUAAUUUUAAAACUAAAAAAAGUAAUGUGAAUUCAAAUUUUGGUAGCACAUACAGGUUAGUUUUAUUUUCAUCUCUUUUUUUUUCUUUUUUUUUUUUGAAUCAGAUGCAUUGUUGCAACUAUUCAUAUUUGUAUACUCAGGCUUCAUUUGGUAUUGUAAUAAAACAAAGAAGCAGUCGAGUGUUUUUCCUCCGUGUGAACACACAAAUUGAGUGUACAUUUCAAGCUGUGAUUACUGAACCCCAGAGGCUUCACUUAACAAUUUUUGAAUGUUGAUGCAAAGGUCCAUGUUGUAUGAGGAGUGGGAUAUCAUUUAUGGGAACAUCUGUGGCCAGUAGGGCUUAUAUUUCACGUGUAGCUCAAUAUAGCUUUGGUAUCUGUAUGUCUGAAUAAAAUGAUGUCCUAUAUA